This is a messenger RNA of Lodderomyces margitis, 1797 nucleotides long. RefSeq lists its product as uncharacterized. The record is from RefSeq and is a predicted model, not a curated record. Gene Ontology annotation, molecular function: DNA binding; histone binding. NCBI's taxonomy places the organism in Eukaryota, Fungi, Ascomycota, Pichiomycetes, Serinales, Debaryomycetaceae. The transcript has a single exon. The coding region runs from base 1 to 1797 and encodes 598 amino acids. Gene Ontology annotation, biological process: positive regulation of DNA-templated transcription. Gene Ontology annotation, cellular component: SWI/SNF complex.
AUGUCGACUGAACCAAGCACGCAAGAGAAUGGGUCUACACCAGUAAUAGACAACCAUCAAUCUAAUAGUGAGCAACAGCCAGAACAACAACAACAACAACAACAACCGGAAACUGAACCCACAGAAGAACAGAAACCUAACGUGGUCGAUAUUGAGCAAUUACAAAAGGAUUUUCAAGAAAAAUCACGCAAAUAUCUCGCUGAACAAGCUCAACAUGUAAUCAUCCCAUCCUUUGCCAAAUGGUUUAAUCUCAAUGAGAUUCACCCAUUGGAAAAGAAAUCUUUCCCUGAUUUCUUUAGUCAAGACUCGAUAUACAAGACGCCACAAUCGUAUAAAUAUAUUCGAGAUUUUUUGAUAAACACGUUCCGAUUAAACCCCAAGGAGUAUUUGACUAUAACUGCCGUUCGAAGAAACUUGGCAGGGGAUGUCACCAACAUUAUUCGAAUCCAUCAAUUUUUGGAAAAAUGGGGGUUGAUUAAUUAUCAGAUAGAUCCAAAGACUAAAGCAACUGCAUUGGGACCACAAUAUACGGGACAUUUCCAAAUCACUUUGGAUGCGCCUGAAGGGUUGAUUCCAUUUGUGCUGGAGGAUGCCAAGUUGAUUAAAGAGAAGGCAGGAAGCAUCACAGAUGGAGGAGCUAGUCAAGAGACAUCUGUGCAUCCUACUAUCAAGAAAGAAGAAACCAGCGUUGGUAAUGCAUUGCCAUUGAAUAUGGAAAUCAGAAGAAAUGUCUAUUCAACAGGCGAAUCUAAAUUCGAUUUCAAGCCUCAGCAUAAAGUCUCCUAUGCAUGUAGUAUUUGUGGUAAAGAUGCCACAGAAGUCAGAUACCACAACUUGAAACUCAAAUCAUAUUCAUAUAACCCCAACUCCACUAUAAAUAACGCAAGUAUAUUAUGUUCAAUAUGUUAUGACCAAGGAUUAUUCCCGCUGAAUUUCACAUCAUCCGAUUUCGUUCAAUUUAAGGAAUUAACGGAGCGUGAAACAUGGUCCGAGCAGGAAAUUUUAUUAUUAUUAGAGGGAAUUGAAAUGUUUGGUACUUUUGAAUCAACAAGUAAUUUAAUUGCUGGAUCAAACAUUAAUGUCAAUGCUCAAAACCAAUGGUCGAAGAUUGCAGAACAUGUAGCUACAAAGACCAAAGAAGAGUGUUUGACAAAAUUUUUGCAAUUGCCAAUUGAAGAUAAAUUUUUGCAUAAAUUAAUCGGUGAACAGAAACAGCAGCCAGGUCUGCAAGUGUCCCAAAUUGGCAAUGGGCACCACAGCUCUCAAUUGGAUAAAUCAAAUUUAGUUGAAGAAGUGGUUGCAAAACUAAUUCAGUCGAAUGAAGGUCAGGAGGUGCUUACCCAAAAUUCAAGUGAGGCCAAACAACAAGCCAUUACCCAACAACAAGAUUUAAUCAAUCAAAUAACUGACCUUACUGUGGAAAAGGUUAAUUUGAAAUUAGCCAAAAUUGAUCAAUUGCAAACACAAUUGAUUUCCACGACUAAUCAAUUGCAGUUGGAACGUAAACAGGUACAAUUGACAAGAUGGGCCCAAUUGGAUAAAAUCGCCAAGUUGAAACAAAGCCAACCUGAAUUGGGUGACAUCUUGUCCGAUUUGAUGAAGCCAGUUACGAUUAGCGAGAUUAACUCUAGCUCCAGUGUGAAUGGAGCUGGUGAUGGAGAUCAGAAGGAGAACAAUGCGAUGGAUGUGGAUGUAGCUGAUGAUACACAUGGCAUUCACAAGAGUAGUGGUAAUGAUGAUGAUUUUGGCCCAAUUAGUGUUUCAAAACCAAAAGAAUACCAAUUCUGGUCCGGUUAG